AUGUCUCAAGAACAAAAUAAAACUAUUGAUGGAUUCUAUCUACUAGAUCCAAGUAAAACAUAUCAGCCGUCAAAACCCACACCAUUGAACAACCUUCUUAACAUCUACAGUCUAGAAUCAGUAGCAGACCUGCUAGCGCGUACAAAUCCGGAUGGUUCCAAAAAGGUCAAAUUGAGGAAAUCAUACAAGGCGCACAUCCAGGAUUUACCUGGGAAACACCUGAUACCUCCACCAAAAGAAUUACCCAUUGGGUUAAUGGAUCCCCUGAUUCCUCAGCACCCAGAUGUGAUACAGGAAUUUGACAAAAAUCUACUAGAUAAAGCCUUGCAUUUUGAUAGAACACCAAUAACAGGGAUACCCGGAUUUGAUGUGGCGGAUUUGGCUCUAGCAGAUGCACUGGCUUCUAAUCGUGGAGAUGAAUAUCUCGAUGAAGAUGGUAAAAGAACCAAGAGGAAGAAAAAGAACCAAGCAGGUGGCGAUUUUAAGAAACAACACGUUUAA
Lodderomyces elongisporus is the source of this 501-nucleotide messenger RNA. RefSeq names its product Med19p (gene MED19). The transcript has 2 exons. Gene Ontology annotation, biological process: regulation of transcription by RNA polymerase II. Gene Ontology annotation, molecular function: transcription coregulator activity. The record is from RefSeq and is a predicted model, not a curated record. Lineage: Eukaryota; Fungi; Ascomycota; Pichiomycetes; Serinales; Debaryomycetaceae. Bases 1 to 501 code for a protein of 166 amino acids. Gene Ontology annotation, cellular component: mediator complex; core mediator complex.